Molecule: messenger RNA, 741 nt
Organism: Zasmidium cellare ATCC 36951
Lineage: Eukaryota; Fungi; Ascomycota; Dothideomycetes; Mycosphaerellales; Mycosphaerellaceae
Exons: 1
Coding region: 1-741 (246 amino acids)
Source: RefSeq, a predicted model, not a curated record
AUGUCUCGCAGCGGCAGCCGCCACGGUUCCCAUUCCCAUGGUCACCCCUCCAGUCACUCUCGAUCGAGUCUUCAUCGUGGAGAGGACCGCCAUGGCGGUCCACCAAUCUCCAUGUUCAACAACCCGGACCCCUUCGGUGUUGGCAGCUGGUCCCGCCGCCCAUCACUCAACGCAGAGUUCCCGCCUCCACGUUUCUCUGGUUGCCAUCCUAUCCAAACAGAUGAGAGACAGCCAUCCCUGAGUCGAUCAAGCAGCAGCCGUCGUGCUAGUGACCGCCCAAUGUUUGGCAAUCCAUUCGGCUCUGGUAGUCACUCUUACUACGAUGACAGCCACCAUCGUUCCUCUCGAUCGGGUUCUCGUACUUACAGCUAUGAGGACAGCUCAAUGCUGCGACCACUGAGCCGCCGUGGAGGUACUGACCUGUCCUCAGCGGCUCACGACUUCUAUGACCCAUUCGCUGGCCAGCUCGGCACAGGCAGAGACCGCGAGUCCAUUCAAGGUGAUCCAGAGCUCCCGCGUUACAGAUCGGCAUCGGCCUACCACCGCUCUAUCAGCCGUGUCCCAGGCAAUGAUGUGCCAGGUAUGCCAAUGAGGGCUUCCCGGGACCUUCCACCUCCCUAUUCCAGCUUCGCCAGCCAACCUGGGGGCGGGCUUCCCAUGCAAUUCCCUCCAACGAGGCGACCAAGUCAUUAUGAUCGCCUCGGUGGCGGUCUGCCUCCUCCUGACUAUUUCAAGCGCUAA